AUGAGUACUCAAUCAAUAAUGCAGCAUAGUUCAAAUAUAACAGCUGCAAUACUCAAAGAUCGUUCAGCCUACGUCGAUUCUCUAUUGAGAAAACAUAUAGUUAAUCAUGAUAUUGGUUUGCCAGUAGUGUUACUCUAUUCAAUUUCAAUUCCAGUUGGUUUACUGGCAAAUGUGGCUACAUUAACUGUCAUUUUACUCUUUCGUCAUAUGCAAACACCGACAAAUUUAUUCAUAUUUAAUUUAUCAUGUUGUGAUCUUUUCGUGGUAAUAUUUGUUAUGCCCUUCGAUCUAAUGAACAGUAUCGAUCGUCAUUGGAAUAUGGGACUGUUCAUGUGUAAACUUAUACCUUAUAUAAAAGCGAUAACGGUCACGGCAAGUAUUUACACUCUGUUUGCUAUAUCAAUCGAACGUAUCUAUGCUGUGAAGCGUCCUUUACAUGCGCGUAGUGUAUUGACGAAAAGUAAUGCUAUUAAAUCGAAUUUAUUUAUUUGGCUAUUUUCCAUGUUACUUAUGGCAGCCGUUCCGUUUGUACGAACAUAUUCUAAUCCGUUCUCAUCCACAGCAUUCUCAUCAAAUAUUACCAGAUCGAUUUUUUCCACUACUGGAAUGGGUAUUAAUAUUUGUUUUGAGCAAUGGUCGUCGUCACUUUUCAAAUUGGUUUAUACCAUAAUAAUCUUUAUCUUUAUCUAUGUUAUACCAUCGUUGACAAUAUUAGCUGCGCAUUCAUGGAUAGGCUUCUAUAUUAACGUUGGACAGUCAUUUCGAAGAUCUUAUUAUCGUAGUGAAGGUGUACAAAUAACUUCUACAACCGGAAGAAAAAUUUAUGGACGCCCGUUAACAUCAGCUUCAACGACCAUCGGCUCAACACUUUUUAAUCAAAAAAAUUAUUCAACAGUACCACUUCGUUUUGUGACACCAAAUUCCGAACUUAUUCGAACAAAACAACAUCGAAAAUUAUUGCGUAUGUUAAUAAUCAUGAUAUUAUUAUUCUCAUUAUCUUGGUUACCUUAUCAUAUUCUCAGUCUUAUUAUGGAAUGUCAAUCAUUGUCAGAAAAGACAAUAAUAACAAAAAAUUAUUAUCACGUUUUACUGUACGAUUACGCAUUAUGGUUGGGUGAAUUUGGAUCAGUUCUGAAUCCUAUAUGUUAUGGAAUUAUGUCCGAACGUUAUCAAGCAUGUCUUAUAAGCCUAUUCAAACAUACUUGA
Didymodactylos carnosus is the source of this 1206-nucleotide messenger RNA. NCBI's taxonomy places the organism in Eukaryota, Metazoa, Rotifera, Eurotatoria, Philodinida, Philodinidae. The record is from the annotation of a GenBank genome assembly.